Cyanistes caeruleus (blue tit) is the source of this 1294-nucleotide messenger RNA. RefSeq names its product uroporphyrinogen decarboxylase (gene UROD). Gene Ontology annotation, molecular function: uroporphyrinogen decarboxylase activity. Gene Ontology annotation, cellular component: cytosol. The record is from RefSeq and is a predicted model, not a curated record. Gene Ontology annotation, biological process: heme biosynthetic process. NCBI's taxonomy places the organism in Eukaryota, Metazoa, Chordata, Aves, Passeriformes, Paridae.
UGGCGGCGCGAUGGGGGCGGGACCGGGCGGACCGCACCGCGUUGGGAGGCAACUGAGAGGCCGGGAACAGGCGGAGGAGGAUGGAGGGUGGCGAGCGGCUCCUCCCCAAAGGUUUCCCCAAGCUGAAGAACGACACGUUCCUGCGCGCGGCGCGUGGGGAGGAGACGGAGCACACCCCGGUGUGGUGCAUGCGGCAGGCCGGCCGGUACCUGCCAGAGUUUUUGGAGACACGGGCCUCACAGGAUUUCUUUGCCACUUGCCGGAGCCCCAAAUUGUGCUGUGAGCUGACACUGCAGCCAUUAAGACGAUUCCCCCUGGAUGCUGCCAUCAUCUUCUCUGACAUCUUGGUGGUGCCCCAGGCACUGGGCAUGGAGGUUGUUAUGGUCCCUGGUAAAGGACCCACAUUCACAGAGCCUCUGAAGGAGGUGGAGGAUCUGCUGAAACUGCGACAGAAGGUGGAUGUCACCGCAGAGUUAGGUUACGUCUUCCAGGCCAUCACACUGACACGACACAGCCUGGAGGGCAAGGUGCCCCUCAUUGGCUUCUCAGGGGCACCGUGGACACUCAUGUCCUACAUGAUUGAAGGCGGUGGCUCCACUACAAUGGCCAAGGCCAAGAGCUGGCUCUACCGUCACCCUGAGGCAAGCCACCGGCUGCUACGGCUGCUGGCCGACGUCAUCAUUGACUACCUGGUGGGGCAGGUGGCUGCUGGAGCACAGGCGCUUCAGCUGUUUGAGUCCCAUGCAGGGCACCUGGGCCCAGAGCUGUUUCAGGACUUCGCCCUGCCUUACAUCCGAGACAUUGCCCAGGCUGUCAAAAGCAAGCUGAAGGAGGAGGCACUGCCCCUGGUGCCCAUGAUCAUCUUUGCCAAGGAUGCGCACUAUGCCCUGCGUGACCUGGCCCACGCAGGUUAUGAGGUUGUUGGUCUCGACUGGACCAUCCGGCCCCAGGAAGCUCGUGCACAGGUAGGAAAAGAAGUCACCCUGCAAGGGAACCUGGAUCCAUGUGCUCUCUAUGCACCCAAGGAGAAGAUUGGCGAGCUGGUGAAGAAGAUGCUGGAGAGUUUUGGGACCCAACGCUAUAUUGCCAACCUGGGCCAUGGCCUCUACCCUGACAUGAACCCUGAACAUGUGGGUGCCUUUGUGGAAGCCGUGCAUGCUCAUUCCCGUCAUAUCAACAAGCACAGCUGAGCAUGGGCCCUGGGGACAGGACUCUGGUUUGGGCACAGUCACCCAUGUUGUCAGAGGGCUCACUCUAGGCUGGGCUGCAGCAUUAAACCAGGACCUUCUCUGCA